Messenger RNA from Monascus purpureus, 981 nucleotides. The record is from the annotation of a GenBank genome assembly. Lineage: Eukaryota; Fungi; Ascomycota; Eurotiomycetes; Eurotiales; Aspergillaceae.
AUGAAGUUUCUCCCCCUCCCUGAACUCGAGGGUGUGACCUCCGCCCUGAACUUCGACACUGCCGAUUGCCAUAUCGUUGGAGGAUGCGACGUGUACACUACAAAGGCUGCUCGGUCCGAUCGGAAACUGUACCGGAACAUUGAACAGUCCCUCGAAGCCCAGUAUGAAUCCACCCUUCGUCUAUCGGCCUCCCUGUCCCCGCCAAACGCCUCAGACGCUGCCGCAACGCUGAAUCUGUCGCGUUCCAGUCCAUUUGGCCCUCUCAGCGACCACUCGAGUCGACGCACUUUUGCGUAUUUGAUUGCGACACUCAACGCCAGUCAUCCAGACUACGACUUCUCUCACGUCCUUCGACCCGCGGACUUUCACCGCGAACGAAAUCUGAAGAAAGUAGUCAACACGGUGGAUUCGACGCUUUUUAAUCUUCGUCCACGCGAAUCGCCAGUCGUGACCCCUCCGUCGUCUGUACCUUCAUCUGUGACAUACCCUACGGGCUCCUCUUCUGUGUGGAAUCCGAGAUUGUGGAGGUUAAUCGACGACAAGAUGUCACUGAAAGAGUGCUCGAUCUACUCAUACUCGCCAGACGAGGACCCGGCAGACGCGGAUGAUGGAGCGAUCUGGAGCCUGCACUACUUCUUCUUCAACCGGCUCCGGAAACGCGUGUGCUAUCUGUACAUCCGGGCUAUUCCCAUUCUCAGCCAUACACCACCUGAUGGAGUUGUUACCCCUACGGCCAAGAGAACAUUUGACGACGAUGAAACACUCUCCGAGUUUGGCACAAGUAAACGGGCUCGGUACUGGUUCGGCGAGUUCGAUGAGUAUGAUAUGGCUAGUGAUGAAGAAGUCGGCAAGCAAUCCAACCAUGUAGUGGAUGAAAAUGACAACUACCUGUUCAGCGACGAAGAGUUUCGGUCGAGGUCUGGAAGUAAAGGUACCAUCCGAGCAAUGAGUGAAGAGAUAGUUGAGACUAUGGAGGUCUAA